This is a messenger RNA of Rodentolepis nana, 456 nucleotides long. The record is from the annotation of a GenBank genome assembly. Lineage: Eukaryota; Metazoa; Platyhelminthes; Cestoda; Cyclophyllidea; Hymenolepididae.
AUGGGUGCAAAUCAAUAUCUCUUUCUCUCCACAUUAGUUUUCAAGAUGCCCUGGCCAACAGACCCCCGUUUCGCCAGCUAUUUCCUUCCCGGCUACCCUGCCGCUCUAGCCGCUGUAAUGGCCGCAAUGCGUUCAUCGGCCUCUCCAGUGGGAGGUUUCACUGGUAGCGGAGCAGCUGAUUAUAGUCCCAGUGGAGGCGGUGGGGGCGGUUUUCUCAGCGGUUUGGCGUCCUCCUCUGCGUCGCCAACUGCUGUUGCAGCUGCUCAACUCGGUGCUGCUCCUCUAUCGAAUUCCACUUUCUAUUCCCCUCCCUGGGAGUCGCAAGGCCGGCAUUUGGGAAGUAUGACUGGAAGUGGUGGCUCCUUUGGGUCACCGUCAGUAAGUGCCGAUGGAUAUUUGACUGCGGAUGUGCAGAGGUCGGAGGAUUCUGGACAGGCGAAUGCCUUUGUGAGUUGA